Molecule: messenger RNA, 1059 nt
Organism: Phodopus roborovskii (desert hamster)
Lineage: Eukaryota; Metazoa; Chordata; Mammalia; Rodentia; Cricetidae
Product: keratin-associated protein 4-12
Exons: 2
Coding region: 75-992 (305 amino acids)
Cellular component (GO): keratin filament
Source: RefSeq, a predicted model, not a curated record
CCAGAGGGGACAUCACACCCGAGAACACACAACUGCUCUCUACUCCUCAGCCCCACUCCAGCCCAGACAACACCAUGACCGGCUCCUGCUGUGGAUCCUUCUCCUCCCAGAGCUGUGGAGGCUGCUGCCAGCCCUGCUGCUGCAGAGACCCCUGCUGCUGCCGCCCAGUGUCCUGCCAGACCACAGUGUGCCGCCCUGUGACCUGUGUGCCACACUGCACUAGGCCCAUCUGUGAGCCCUGCCGCCGCCCCAUCUGCUGUGACCCCUGCAGCCUGCAGCAGGGCUGCUGUCGCCCCAUCACCUGCUGCCCCACCUCCUGCACAGCUGUGGUCUGCAGACCCUGCUGCUGGGCCUCCACCUGCUGCCAGCCCAUCUCUGUGCAGGCUCCCUGCUGCAGGCCCCCCUGCUGCCAGCCUGCUCCCUGCCGCACCACCUGCAGGACCUCCCCCUGCAACACCUGCUGCUGUGGAAGAAGCCAUCAGAAUUCAGAAACUCAUCUCAACUACACAACUCUCAAACCAACCUCUGACACCAUGGCCUGCUGCGCUACCAGCUUCUGUGGCUUUCCCACAUGCUCCACCGGUGGCACCUGUGGCUCCAGCUGUUGCCAGCCCAGCUGCUCCCAAUCCAGCUGCUUCCAGCCCAGCUGCUCCCAGUCCAGCUGCUGCCAGCCCAGCUGUUGCCAGCCCAGCUGUUGCCAGCCCAGCUGCUGCCAGUCCAGCUGUUGUCAGUCCAGCUGUGGCACUGGCUGUGGCCAGGAAGUUGGCAGUGGAGGUGUGAGCUGCCGCGUUAGAUGGUGCCGCCCAGAUUGCCGCGUGGAGGGCACCUGCCUGCCCCCCUGCUGUGUGGUGAGCUCCACACCCCCAACCUGCUGCCAGUUGCACCAUGCCCAGGCCUCCUGCUGCCGCCCAUCCUACUGUGGACAGUCCUGCUGCCGCCCAGCCUGCUGCUGCUACUGCUGUCAGCCCAGCUGCUCUGAGCCCAGCUGUUGAAAACCUUCUAAGAAGAAUCUUAAGAGGAUGGCACUUCAAAAUGAACCAGCUAGAACCCUAGAGAUAC